Messenger RNA from Planococcus citri (citrus mealybug), 2151 nucleotides. RefSeq names its product probable inactive serine/threonine-protein kinase scy2. The transcript is spliced from 5 exons. Gene Ontology annotation, molecular function: DNA binding. Gene Ontology annotation, biological process: regulation of transcription by RNA polymerase II. Lineage: Eukaryota; Metazoa; Arthropoda; Insecta; Hemiptera; Pseudococcidae. Gene Ontology annotation, cellular component: nucleus; transcription regulator complex. The coding region runs from base 676 to 1641 and encodes 321 amino acids. The record is from RefSeq and is a predicted model, not a curated record.
GUAGUCGUAGUACCUACUCGUAUUCAUUCCUCUUGACAGAACCGACAACGGACGCAGCGCGUCUGCUCGACGGCGGUUGCCGGUUGCAGUGCGCCCGUCCGCGUCCGACUCCGUCGUCGACAAUGCCUAUGGAUCAGCAACACCAACAGCAGGACCAGUUACAAACGUUCGUUCUUUUUUCGCCCGUACGCCGUUCAUGCAACAACGUUGUUCACUCUUUAACAAAAAGCCAACCGUCGAGCCGGUUUCAUUUCAACGCUAUGCUCCUUUUCACUACGCUACGUUUUUUCUAGUACUCGAUAACUCAUCCGAGCACUUACUUAUUGCGUACCCUGUGUUCUUUCCAACUAAAAUUUUAAUUAAUUUUCAUUCGAUAUUUAAAUUUAUACCGUAAGUUGUGAUCGCUACUACCGAAUCGAUUCUCUAGUGCUAUAGUGGUGUUCGUUCAUCGUUCUCGAAAAAGUGGUGCGAUUUUUCGCGAAAAUUGUGCGUUCGAAUUUUCCUAAUUUUUUCUCUUUUUUUCGGUCGUUGAUUUACAAUCUAUAAUCUGCAGCAUACCUAUACGCCAACGUUUACGUAAGGUUCACGAAUAUAUUUUUACAUCGGUGUUAUUGUUGUCGGUGCAUCGGUCACUAGUAAUAACAAUUAGCCAUUUGAGCAGCUCAGACUCGAACGAUGAAAAAUUACGAUAAAUUUUACGCGGUCAUGUCGAUGAUCCAAGGCGAUAAGAUAUUGAUCAACGAAGUCCGAAAAUAUCCCUUUAUUUACGACCAGAAGCACGAAAAUUAUAAAGAUAUGAAGCUCAAAGAGGAAACAUGGAACGCUAUAGGAGCUACGAUAAAUGUGAAACCUUUGGAUGCGAAAAAUCGAUGGAGAAAUUUACGCGAUCGAUAUGUCCGAGAAAAGAAAAUGUUAGUUACCGAAGGCGAAGAAGUAUACAGAAGACACGAAGUCUGGCCAUAUUUAGAAGAUAUGUCAUUUCUUUGGGAUUUAAUCGUGCAUAGAAAGACCUCGAGUAACGAUUCUAACACAUCGUAUAAUAAUUCUAGAUCAUCGAACGCGCCUUACAGCAUUAACCCUUCGAACGAGGAAGCGCUGAAGAAACUAACGAAAUCAAAACUCAAAACUGAUCUCAAAAAUCUACCUCCUUUGAUACCUAAACCGAUGCAGGACUGGUUCAACAGCACUCUAAAUGGUGCCCUGGCCAACGGAGUGGCUCAUUUUGAAAACAACACGUCGUCGAAUAAUAACAGCAGUAAUGGAGAUGUGAUCGAAGUAGAUCCUUGGGCUUGUAGUAUGAAUCAAGAUAACUUUAACGAAGAUAGUGAUUUAAAACCAUCUCAGUCGAAAUUACGUAAAUUACUUUCGGAGCAUCAGGACGAUUCAAGAGGUGAAACUCCAAACUCGCCCAGAUCCUACGACUACAACUCGAUGGAACCGCAUACCCAUCAAAAGAACACAUCGAUACCUCCGAAUCCACCGUACGACGAAGAUGAACUAUUCUGUUUAUCGGUUGCUGCAUCUCUCAAACGAUUUAAUUCCAAAACAAAAGCUGCCACUAAGAUUAAAAUUCAACAGAUCUUAUACGAUGCUGAAUUUCAAGAAGAUACCAGUUCCUCAAACGAUCACAAUCACGCUUGAUCUUCACUCAUCAUAGAUAUUAAUUUUCUUUUUCGUUUUUUUUUCUCUCAUUUCUUAAGACAAAAAAGUUAUCGGUUACCAGAUUCUCGUGUUAUAAUAUUUUUAUAGGUACCAUAAUGUAUUUCGAUAUAAAAACACGUACAACAUCACGGUGUAUCUCUUCAUUACCAGAAGUGUUUCGUUUUACUUACGUAAUAAUAAGUCGAUAAAAUUGUGUUCGAUGUACUCUUUAUUCGAGCAUUUAUUUUUUUUUCUUUUAAAUCUAAGUGUACUGUAAGUGAUAUGUUUCUUUCGUUUUCUUCGUAAUUGACUGUAUUUAGAGUGUAAUUAUUUUUUAAGUUAUCUCGUUUCAGUGAAUUAAGCUCAAUUUUGUACCUAUUUUGUAUUUCGUAUUGAUUUUUAUACAGAUACGACGAUUAUAUGUAGACUAAGGUUUUGAAUUCCUUCUCUAGAUUUUUGUGUAUUGCCAUCGACUUUUUUUUUUUACUUAUUAUUAAACAUUGUUUCUUU